CCCCGGCCCAGUCGUCGUCUCAUUCUCGCCAGUGUUAUAAUAUCCCCCGCGCGCGCGCGUGGCGGCGACCCGGCCGUCUAUAAAUUGGGUACACUCUGAUAGCGAGAGAACUCACCAGACUUGCAGCUCCACACCAGCAACAGCGCGACGAUAGCUAGCUAGUAGUAGAAGCAGGCAGCGGCUCUAGUUGUCGAGCGUUCCACAGGUCAUCAAGCACCGGCGUUUAAUUAGCCAUCCGCUCCGAUCGUCCCCUCCCCUAUUCCCAUGGCCAGUUUCGCUGCUCAGGUCAUGGACAUGUUCUUCGUGCUCGUCGAGCGCGUCACCGGCUACGGCGGCCACGCUGAGGACGACCAGAAGGACGCUUCAGGUGCACAUGAGCCCACCAAGCUGCUGACAUCGUCUGGCGUUUCUGAAACCGAACAAGGAGAAGAAGAGGUGGUCGUUGCGGUGCAGAAUGUUCAGAUAAGAGCAAGAGGGGGCGGCGAACCCUUUGUGCAAGGUGGCUCGAUGCCUCAGGUUAAUUAGCACUGCAUGCAUGCGGGUUUUGUAGAGGUUAUUAGUUGCCGCUGCCUCAGGUGAUCGAGCUUCGCAGACGAUGAUGCGUUUAAUUUGCAGCCAGUGUUUUAACCUUUUUCAUGCAAGGAUGUGUGUGUGUGUGUUGUCUGGAUCGUGUUUCGUCGUUUCCUUCUUCUGAUUGAAUUAAGAGUAUGUCUGUCGAGUUCUAUCAAGUUGGUUGUAAUUCCAGUAUCCUAUGUGCAAGCAAUGUGUGAGCUUGCUGUCAAGUUUGUGGUGCCAUCGGAUCAGUCCAUUCUUAGCCUUUAACUUUCA
This is a messenger RNA of Zea mays, 828 nucleotides long. RefSeq lists its product as uncharacterized. The record is from RefSeq and is a predicted model, not a curated record. The transcript has 2 exons. The coding region runs from base 265 to 525 and encodes 86 amino acids. NCBI's taxonomy places the organism in Eukaryota, Viridiplantae, Streptophyta, Magnoliopsida, Poales, Poaceae.